UCCUGGCCUUCCAUCGAUAAUCGGACUGUCUACGACGUACGCACGGAAUUGCUAGGUGGCAUGUCAGCCUCUAAUUCAUCAAGAUGAGAGGAAACGGGGUCGGGGAAGAGCAGGAGAAGCUGCUUGCAGCGCCCUUCGAGGAGAAGGUUCCUACGGUACCGGUACAUGUGGAAGAGGAGGCAUCCUGGAGGAAUCUUCCUCAUAAGAAGCAAUUGCUGCUACUGGCAUUAUGUCGACUCUCUACUCCGCUGUCGAAUGCAUGCCUGCUUCCCUACCUCUACUACCUAGUCCGGUCAAUAAUGUCUGAGCCGGAUCACCCAUCCGCCCCGCAAGAGAUCUCUCGCCUCACUGGUCUGUUGGUGGCAGCAUACCCGCUCGGUCAAAUGGCUACGAGUAUGCUCUGGGGAAGUGUAUCGGACGCUUAUGGGCGUAAACCAGCUAUCCUGGUAGGCCUCACAAUCAGCGUUGUGGCCAAUUUCUCCUUCGGAUUCUCGAGGUCAAUCGGCAUGCUGCUCUUCUGGAGAAUCCUUGCCGGCAUGGCUAACGGGAUACUCGGAGUGAUGAGAACGAUGACUGCGGAAAUUGUCAAGGACAGGAAGUACCGCUCGCGAGCAUUCCUGGCCCCGCCCGUGAUAUUCAAUUCCGGCCGAGUGGCGGCUCUAGCAAUCGGUGGAUGUUUAGCGGAUCCUGUGAAAAACCUGCCACGUUUAUUUGGACCGACCGGCAUUUUCAAUGUUUCGCGGAACGCUCAAGGAGUAGCUUGGGCGCUCAAAUAUCCAUAUGCUCUACCGGCUCUUUUCAACGGAACAGUCCUCGCGGUCUGUUUGAUAUUAGCUGCUCUCUGGCUUAAAGAAACUCUUCCGUUCAAGGAGAACGACUGGGAUCUGGGUCUUGCGAUCGGCAAAUCCAUCUCUGGGUUUCUGACGAAGAUGAUUCUGCGAAGACAGAAGUCGGGUUAUACCGCCGUACAAAUUGAAGAGGCCGAUGUACUUACAGCGGAUGCUUCCGUGGCCGAGGCCUCUUCAUCUGGUUUCUCCUCUGCGACAUACCCGCCCAAAGCCCAUCGCCUUCGCUUCCAGGACAUCUGGACCAGAGAUUUGGUAAAGACGUUGUUUGCAUUUGCUCUUCAGCCACUUCACAAUUCUACGUUCCUGCACGUUUUUCCGGUGUUCCUUUCCAUGCCUGUUGCUGAGAACAAGGACUCGACGAUUCUCAGGUUCACCGGUGGACUUGGACUUCCGUCUCCGACAGUUGGCCUAUAUCUUGCGGCCUUUGGAAUAUGCGGCAUCCUCCUCCAACUCUUCAUAUAUCCGCGGAUCCACAAGCGCAUUCGUACACUGGGGGUGUUGCGUCUGGCCAAUGCCAUCUUCCCCUUCGCAUACGUAUUCGCACCAUAUUUAUCCUUACUAUCGGGUCUACCGGUUGCCAAAUGGCCCGCCAUGGCCGCUGUCCUCUUCUCUCAAGUUAUGGCUCGCACUAUGGCCAUUCCAAGCACCGUCAUACUUCUUACAGAGGCAGCGCCACGGAAAAGCGUGAUGGGCACAGUUCAUGGAGCGGGUAACACGGUCAGUGCGAUGGCCAGCGCGAGUGGACCGGUCAUUGGAGGUAUGAUGCUCGCGUGGGGAAUAGACCAUGGGGCCAUUGGCCUGGUGUGGUGGUGUUGGCUGUUUGUUGUUGCGGUCACGGCGUUGGUAUGGAGUUUUGUGCUGCGGAGGUUAGAUAAGGAAGAGGGCGGAGAGAAAGGAGCCCUAGUUGGGGACUAGUAAAUGAAUAUCUGCUGAC
Messenger RNA from Westerdykella ornata, 1782 nucleotides. RefSeq names its product MFS general substrate transporter. NCBI's taxonomy places the organism in Eukaryota, Fungi, Ascomycota, Dothideomycetes, Pleosporales, Sporormiaceae. The record is from RefSeq and is a predicted model, not a curated record. The transcript is spliced from 2 exons. Gene Ontology annotation, molecular function: transmembrane transporter activity. Gene Ontology annotation, biological process: transmembrane transport. Bases 84 to 1763 code for a protein of 559 amino acids.